Molecule: messenger RNA, 3963 nt
Organism: Nannospalax galili (Upper Galilee mountains blind mole rat)
Lineage: Eukaryota; Metazoa; Chordata; Mammalia; Rodentia; Spalacidae
Gene: Zscan22
Product: zinc finger and SCAN domain containing 22
Exons: 3
Coding region: 135-1634 (499 amino acids)
Biological process (GO): central nervous system development; regulation of transcription by RNA polymerase II
Cellular component (GO): nucleus
Molecular function (GO): RNA polymerase II cis-regulatory region sequence-specific DNA binding; DNA-binding transcription factor activity, RNA polymerase II-specific
Source: RefSeq, a predicted model, not a curated record
GGGACAGCGACCGGAGCCGACGGGACAGCCCAUAUGGGCCUUGGGCCUUGCGUACACAGCCCGACUCAGCCUCACUGACAUUCCUGCAAACCCAGUUCCGAGGGUCCAGUCAUCUCACUGAAUUCUCCUGACCAAUGGCCAUCCCCAAGGGCCCCCUGAACCCAGUGCCCUGGGAACAAGGCAGCUUCCUUCAGGUGAAAGUGGAGGAUGAGGAAGAAAGUAGUAUCUCCCAGAGCCAGGAAAUCAGCCCCAGCCCCAUGGCCCACCCUGAGGCCGCCCGCCUGUGCUUCCCGCACUUCCACUAUGAGGAGGCAUCCAGCCCCCACCAGGCGCUGGCUCAACUUCGAGAGCUGUGUUACCAGUGGCUGAGGCCUGAGUCGUCCUCCAAAGAGCAGAUGCUGGAGCAGCUGGUGCUGGAGCAGUUCUUGGGAGCACUGCCCCCUGAGAUCCAGGCCUGGGUCGGGGCCCCGUGCCCCAAGAGUGGGAAGGAGGCUGCGGUGCUGGUGGAGGAUCUGACUCAGCUGCUGGACCAGAGAAGUAACGGGAGCAUGGCAGGAUGGGAGCCAGGAGUGGAGCCUGAAGAGGCCGUCUGCAAACAAAAUAGUUCAGAGGAGUCACAGCCACCAGACAUGGCCACCAAAACCCUCAUGGGAGGUGUUUCCCCCAAAUCCACCUCUGUGGACACAUGUGACCCUGAGGGCAGCUCAGAGAACCAGAUAGAUCUCUUAAGGCCAAUCUGGAUGAAGUUCACUGCUCAAGAGAUGGAUUUCAGCAAAGCUCUGGGGCCUCACAUGGACACAUCCAAAGACCAGCCUGGCCAUGAGUCUGUUGCCUCGGGAAACAGUCCCAACACAUGGCCAAACUUCACCUCCCAAGAGAAGGCUCUUUCAGAGGAGAAAUUUGGCCCACUGGAUGAUUGUGGGACAGUGCCUCCAGAUACAUACUUGAAGAAGAAGCACUCCAAAUGUGGUGAAUGUAGGAAAACAUUCCAGAACAGUUCAGCCCUGGAGGCCCACCAGAAGAGCCACUCUUGGAAGAUGCUCUAUGCCUGUAUUGAGUGUGGGAAGGCCUUCAGCCGGAGUACCCACCUCACCCAACACCAGGUUGUUCACACAGGAGCAAAGCCCCAUGCAUGUAAAGACUGUGGGAAAGCCUUCAGCCGAGUCACCCACCUGACACAGCACCAGAGGAUUCACACUGGAGAGAAGCCCUACAGGUGUGAGGAGUGUGGCAAAACCUUCAGCCGCAGCACCCACCUCACCCAGCACCAGCGGGUGCACACGGGGGAAUGGCCCUAUGAGUGCGACAAGUGCAGUAAGGCCUUCAGCCACAGCACCCACCUGACGCAGCACCAGUGUAUCCACACAGGGGAGAAGCCUUACAGGUGUGAAGUGUGUGGGAGAGCCUUCAGUGACUGCUCUGCUCUGAUCCGACACCUGAGAAUCCACUCUGGAGAGAAGCCCUAUCAGUGUAAGGUUUGCCCAAAGGCCUUUGCACAGAGCUCCUCCCUCAUCGAGCACCAGUGGAUCCACACAGGAGAGAAGCCUUAUAGAUGCAGUGACUGCGGGAAAGCCUUCAGCCGCAGCUCAGCUCUCAUGAUGCACCUGAAGAUUCACAUCACUGUGCUUCAGUGACCAGAAGCCCCCCUCAGAGCAUAGCACAUUCUCUCUCAGAGGCUUGACCAGGAUCCUAGAAACCCUAGAUUCCACAAGAGCCAGAAGUAGUAUGUGUUGACAACUCAGUCCCCAGCAUGACAAGAUGUCUAAAAGCAGACUGGGGCUAUGUGGAAACACCUCUGCUUUUGAGGACGCAAAUAAAGUCCUCUGAGGAACGCAGAGAUUCAACCAGCUGAGAAAGCUUCCAGAAGGUUCCUUCUAACCUCUUAUAUCCCACUCAGGCUGGUCCCAGAGAGAAGACAUCGGCACUAUGGUUCUGCAUUGGUUCUCAGGGCAGCAGAAGUGACAAUGAGUAUCUGUCAGGGUUCAGGUUGUCCAAGACCCUCUAGGCAGGGAGACCCCAGCUUCAGAUCUUCUCCUUCAGCCCAGAAGGGGCACCGACGAGGCCCACCUCUGUGCCUUCCUACCUGCUUCCUCCCCACAUUAACUUAUGCCCACCUCCAAGACAGACUUGUGAGGUUGCCUCUCCUGUGAAACUUUCCGCACCGUCCCUCUCAUGUUCUCCCUGUUGUAAUCCACGGUGCUGCUUGACGUUUGCCCAGUGUCUGUCGCUUCACCUCAGGCUCAUCUCUAAUCACCUCCACAUGUGCCAUUGCCUUCUGUGAGCUCUCAUUGCCUCCAACUGCAUUUGUAUCUGUGCUCUCCUUCUCACCACUGUCACCUUCACUCUCCCUCCAGGAGCUCUUACUGCUACUCAGAUCAGAUUGUGUCAUUCCAUGGCAGGAAGUUGUCCACUGGGUCAUCUUUUGCAGCAAAGUUUCCUGAGUGGGUUAUAAGUGUGUAAAGAUACAUGUAGGUCACUUUGGCCUAAAUACCUGCUCUAGUUAUCCUCAAAUGCUCAUAUGGAUGUUGUCAUUUCUCUUUGUCGAACAGUGAUGUGAAAAUGGUUUCAAAGUACUGGUCUGCCUAUUGGGAAAACCAUCCUCCUCACCUGUUGCCUGUGUUUGCUCCAGAACUGGCCUCCUCUAGCCUCGUCUGCUCCUGUGGCCCCACCUUCCACAUGCCAGCCAUGCAGAAUUCUGUUAGUUCCCAAAAAAGCCAUACCUUGUCUCACCUGUGUGCCUUUCUCCCUAUACCAGGAACCCUGAUGUCCUCUUUCCUCUGGGAUGUCCCACAUAUCCGUGAGAAGCCUCCCUGACCACCUUGACCAGACUUCAUCUUCCCUCUCUGCUGCUAGGUGCCCUGUUUUACCUGUCUUAUGCCUCUUACCAUGUCAUGGUACUUACACACUUCUUACAAACCCUGCCGACUGGAUUUCCCAAAGACACAGAGUAUUUCAUGUUGUAGACAUGGUACACAGUGAUGCAGUAAGCUCUACCCAGUCUCCUGAUCGAGUGUGACCAGUACCUUCCUUGGGCAUUCACUGUCCUCCACCCUAUAUUUUCUUCCUAACAACAUUUAUGGUCCUAGCUGUGGACCCCACAGGGCAAGAGGCCCUGUGCCCAGAUAAUCUAGCUGCAGUAGUCUAAGCAAAAUGUAGCUAUACUGGGUCCUUCUUGCCUAGGACCCUCAAGCCCCGGGUGCCACAGACUUAGGGGGUACCAGAAGUCCACCAAUAUGCUCUCUGUGGUCCUAUCCAUCUUCUAGGCUCUGCGUUCAUAACUGAAUGCCUCUACUCCUCUGAUGAGCCCGUCCUCUGUGGCUCAUUUGACCCACCACGUUGUGAGUGGAUCACCAUCACUGUCUCUCCCUGUGUAUCUCCCUGACUUUUAGAGUCAUCACCUCACAAAAAAAUAGAGACUGAGGGUAAAUGUUCCAGGAAGGUGAGACUCAGGGAGGCUGACACUGCAUCAGUAUCUCUGAGAGUUCUAGAAACAGGCAAAACACAUGGUACAUCACAGGUGAGAGACUGAGGAAAAGGUGACAGACUUAGAGAAGACCUCAGAGGCAGUGUUCACAGGCCUGCUGAACUGAUUGCACAGGCUUCAAGGAACAGAAAGGAAUUGAGCCUGAAGUGGGCCUGCAGAGCCCCACUUCUCCAAGAGCUGCCUUUGAAACAUCAGAUCAGAAGCUUGCCUAAUUCUAAAAGGCCUCCUCAUCUAUAACACAGAACUAAGACCCACCAGCUACAUUACCUGACCCCUGCAGGGUCUAGCCUCAGCCACUGGGUCCCCAACAGCUUGACUUCCCUCUCCCUGACAUUCAGAGCACCACCACCCAUUUUACUGUAUGUACCCAGGUCUGAAGAGGAGGAGGACAAAAGAGAAAGAAAUGUUUUUAUGUCAAGAUCUUUGUGUGUUGGGGCUGGAGAGAUGCUCAGCAGUUGAGUACCUGUUGCUCUUGCAGA